This is a messenger RNA of Argentina anserina (silverweed cinquefoil), 1227 nucleotides long. RefSeq names its product 1-aminocyclopropane-1-carboxylate oxidase. NCBI's taxonomy places the organism in Eukaryota, Viridiplantae, Streptophyta, Magnoliopsida, Rosales, Rosaceae. The coding region runs from base 123 to 1085 and encodes 320 amino acids. The transcript has 3 exons. The record is from RefSeq and is a predicted model, not a curated record.
UACGUGGCAGCCUAAAUCCCCUAUAAAUAUCCCAUACAUCAAACUCUACUCUCCAUUAAAUAACGGAGCCAACGUUUGAGAGAAAGAGAGAGAGAGAGAGAGAGAGAAGCCAGCCAAGAGAAAUGGAGAACUUCCCAGUCAUCAACAUGGAGAAACUCAACGGUGAGGAGAGGAAAGCAACAAUGGAAAUCAUCAGAGAUGCCUGUGAGAACUGGGGUUUCUUUGAGCUGGUGAAUCAUGGUGUACCCAUUGAGCUUCUGGACAAGGUGGAGAAGAUGACCAAAGACCACUACAAGAAUUGUUUGGAGCAACGAUUUAAGGACCUGGUGGCCAGCAAAGGCCUUGAGGCAGUUAGCACUGAGGUUAAUGACAUGGACUGGGAGAGCACCUUCCACCUCAAGCAUCUUCCUCACUCAAACAUCUCAGAAGUUCCAGAUCUCGAAGAUGAGUACAGGAAGGUGAUGAAGGAGUUUGCUCUUAAACUGGAGAAGCUAGCAGAGGAGCUCUUGGACUUGUUCUGUGAGAAUCUUGGACUGGAAAAGGGUUACCUUAAGAAGGCCUUCUAUGGCGCACAGGGUAGUCCUACCUUUGGCACCAAGGUCAGCAACUACCCUCCGUGCCCCAAACCAGACCUCAUCAAGGGUCUCCGAUCCCACACCGACGCCGGAGGCGUUAUCCUUCUCUUUCAGGAUGACAAGGUCAGUGGCCUUCAGCUCCUCAAGGAUGGGGAAUGGGUUGAUGUGCCCCCAAUGCGCCACUCCAUUGUUAUUAACCUUGGUGACCAACUUGAGGUGAUUACUAAUGGGAAGUACAAGAGUGUGGAGCACAGGGUGAUUGCUCAAACAGACGGCACAAGAAUGUCAAUAGCUUCAUUCUACAACCCUGGAAGUGAUGCAGUUAUCUACCCAGCACCAUCUCUAGUGGAGAAAGAAGCAGAGGAGAAGAAUCAAGUGUACCCGAAAUUCGUGUUCGAUGACUACAUGAAGCUCUAUGCAGCCGUCAAGUUCGAGGCCAAAGAACCCAGAUUUGAAGCCAUGAAAACAGUUGAAGCCAAUCCCAGUUUGGCUCCAAUUGCCACAGCUUAAGAGCAAAACUUAAUCUCUCUAUAGCUAUAAUUUAAUGGGUGUGUGAAUGUGUCGGCAAAGUGUUUGCUUGAAGUAGAUUUCAGGCUGUACUACUAUAUCGUGUGACUUCUUCAGUUUGUGGAAUUUUAGAGUGAUUUACCAA